Labeo rohita (rohu) is the source of this 4618-nucleotide messenger RNA. RefSeq names its product solute carrier family 16 member 3a (gene slc16a3a). The record is from RefSeq and is a predicted model, not a curated record. Gene Ontology annotation, cellular component: membrane. The coding region runs from base 526 to 2034 and encodes 502 amino acids. Gene Ontology annotation, biological process: transmembrane transport; monocarboxylic acid transport. The transcript is spliced from 6 exons. Gene Ontology annotation, molecular function: monocarboxylic acid transmembrane transporter activity. Lineage: Eukaryota; Metazoa; Chordata; Actinopteri; Cypriniformes; Cyprinidae.
AUAGGUGGAUAGACAGACAGAUACACUGAUAGAUAGAUAGAUCGAUAGAUAACAAACUGUAAAUAUACAAUUAUACAAAGUUUCUCAGACUUGUACCACUCAUCAAAGGAAUACAAACUAGAAAACAUUUUUAAUUAUAUAUUUUAUAUUUUUUAUUAUUUGUAUUUAAGACAAUUAUAAAAUGUGAUAAAAAGUCACAGGCUUAGUAACAUUCUCUAAAUUCUUAAAUUCUCCUUCUGUCGUAGGUUGAGUCUCAGAAGAAAAUAAAGCCUGUUUUAGGGCCAAAAUUAAGAUUUUUGCAUCGGUGAUUUUUUAUUACAGUGAAGCACAUCAUUAUGAUUUUGGUGUGCAAAUAUAACCUGGUUAUUUUAUUAACCAUGCCGUGAGACCCACGCAACUUUUUAUCAAAGCUCCCAUUGUUGCCCUCCAACUGAAUGCCUUUGACUAAAUGUGAUGCCUGGUAUUAAAGGAUGAACGAAGGUUGAUCUUACGGGUUUGGAACGACAUGAGGACAGGUAGAGCAUCAUGGGUGGAGUGGCUCUGGAUGACGGCAGUAGUGGAGUGAAGGCCCCUGAUGGUGGCUGGGGUUGGGCUGUGCUCUUCGGUUGCUUCAUCAUCACAGGUUUCUCCUACGCCUUUCCCAAGGCUGUCAGUGUUUUCUUCAAGGAGCUGAUUAGAGAGUUUGACGUGGGGUACAGUGACACAGCCUGGAUCUCCUCCAUCCUGUUGGCUAUGCUUUAUGGCACUGGACCUUUAUGCAGCAUUUUAGUGAAUCGAUUUGGAUGUCGCCCAGUGAUGUUGGUGGGUGGCCUCUUUGCAUCAUUGGGAAUGGUCUUGGCAUCAUUUUCCACAAGCAUCAUCCAUAUUUACUUGUCUACAGGAGUCAUUACAGGUCUUGGAUUGGCUCUGAACUUCCAGCCAUCACUUAUUAUGCUGAAUCAAUAUUUCAGUGAGAAGCGGCCGCUGGCUAACGGCCUGGCCGCAGCUGGAAGUCCAGUGGCUCUGUGCUGUCUGUCCCCUUUGGGGCAAGUCCUUCAGUAUUACUAUGGCUGGAGAGGGGGCUUUCUCAUCUUGGGAGGGAUGCUUCUGAAUUGCUGCGCCUGUGGGGCUUUAAUGAGGCCUUUGGUCCCGCCAAAGAAGCCAGAGACCCCUGCAACUGAAAACACGCCGGAUGACGGUAACAAGAAAGCAAAGCCCAAGUCCAAGCUGCUGGACUUCAGCGUUUUCAGAGACCCGGGCUUUGUCAUUUAUACAGUCGCUGCCUCCAUUAUGGUGCUCGGUUUGUUUGUGCCUCCAGUGUUUGUGGUGAGCUAUGCCAAAGAGUUGGGAAACGAAGACACGAAAUCCGCCCUCCUGCUUAGCAUCCUGGGCUUCAUUGACAUUUUCGCACGGCCCACGUGUGGCAUCAUCGCGGGACUCCAGUGGGUUCGCCCUCGCUGCGUCUACCUCUUCAGUUUCGCUCUCAUAUUCAAUGGCACCACAGAUCUGGUGGGAUCUCUGUCUAAAGACUACACCUCUCUGGUGGUGUUCUGCAUCUUCUUCGGCAUCUCUUAUGGCAUGGUGGGAGCCUUGCAGUUCGAGGUUCUCAUGGCUGUUGUGGGUACAGAGAAGUUCUCAAGCGCCAUUGGUUUAGUUCUCCUGCUUGAAGCCAUUGCUGUGCUGGUUGGGCCUCCAUCUGCUGGGCGCCUUUUGGACUCCACUAAGAAUUACAUGUUUGUUUUCCUGCUGGCUGGGACUGAAGUCGUGCUGUCAGCAUUAGUGCUGGCCAUAUGCAACUUACUGUUCAUAAAGAAGAAGCCUGAGCCACCAGAGACUGCAACAGAGAAUGGAGAGCCAGUGGAGGCAAAGAAUCACUCCAGUACGCCACCCAUAGAGGAGCCACACAAGUCUAAUGGAAACUCAGAGAAGCUGAAGGAUUCAGGUGACUUGAGAGAUGAAAAUGUUACGCAGGGUCCAAAAGAAGUGGAUAUAUUUCUUAAAGAUAAAGAUGAGCAGAAUAAGAGUAUCCCCAGUAGUCCAGAAAGCAACCUCUGAUGGACGUUUCUGCUUAAGAAGAGGUCAGAAAGACACAAAGCCUAAGGAGAUCUGCAGUGUUAAUGUGUGUCACUGUGUAGUCUGACGUGAUGUCCUAAUGUGUGUGCUACCUUCUCACAGAUGAAUAUUUAAUCAAUAAUAGAGACCUACACUGCACUCACACUGUUAAAAAUCACAUUUGCACUGCCAAAGAGAGAUUUAGACAGGCCACUCUUAAAGAGAACCCCAGGUAUUAAGACUUGUACGGCUUAAUAUAACAUAAAUCAUGUCUCUUACUGAAAUAUGCAGUAGAAAACCCAUGAAAAAAUUGUUAUUUAAAAAAUCCACAUCAUUUUAUACAUAUUUUAGAUUAUGGGGUGGGUGCCAUUAUUUUGAUGCCGUCAAAUGGUUGCACUCUGUGAGCUACUGACAGUACCUGUUGCUAUUUUUACCACAACACAAUUAUGAUGAGAUAAAGAUACAGUGCCACAUUGUGCGGCUUUUAGUUGUAAUUUUCAGUCAAAGGGCAACAAGAGAAGCAAGUCUUCAAUGCUUUCCUAGCGAUAAGAAGAGGAGAAAAGAAUGUGAAGAUGCCUGUGGACGAAUAAAACUUCCUAAAGACCCAAGUCUUUGUUAAGCAAUGAUGACUUUGAGGCUUUUAGUAGACCACAGCUAUUGAAUGAGCUUACAAAUGGCAGAGACAAGAAAUGCUAGAUGCCAUCCAGACAGGAUAUAAACAUGUUGACGCUUGUCAUGACGCCACAUUUUUCAGAGUUUUUCCAAGUUCUGUAUCAGGUAGCACCAGUAGCUCACAGAGUGCAACCAUUUCACAUCAUCAAAAUAAUUUUUACUACAUAUGUCAGUAAGAGACAUCAUUAAGUUAUAUUAAGCCAUACAAGCCUUAAUAUCUGGGGUUGCCAUUAAUACAUCUGUGGCUCAAAACCACAGACAUUUCUGUGACUUAAACCAACAUUACCUAGGUGUAAGUGAUUUAUGUCAUGGAGUUGUAUGCAGAAAAUGAUCCUACGCAUGAGAAAAUGGGAGUGAAGUGCAGAGGCAGAGGCUUUACUGUUGCCAAAAAUAUAACUUUUACAUUUUUGUUAAUACAAAAUAAAUAAGAUAGGCCAGCUCACGUGACAAAAACUAACACAACGUAACAUAAUGCAGUACUUUCCAUAAAAAUGAUUCCAGGGGCCCGAUUUAACAUGCUGUUCAGUGGGCCCAUAGCGUGCUCUGAUAUAGACACUUUUUCAGCCAAUCACAAAGCAUUCAAGGCACUUUGCUCCUGUCAAUCACACUGAAUGUAUAAAGCAGCAAUAUAUAUUCCACAAGAGAGCAUGUUGGGUAAACUUGCAAGAGCGGUUUUCAUGGGUUUGGAGAGGUGUUCGAUUUUGACUUACACAGUCAAACGCCUUAAAAGGAAAUAAGAUGGCUUUUUAUCGCUGGAGGAAGCUUCAAAGAUACAGAUGCUGAUUUUGGUUUUGUUUACCAGGGUUAAGCCUAGAGAUGUAGAAAGGGAAGGCAUGCCUAGUCUGAAAAGUUUAUUGUUGUUACAGCAUCUGUAACGAAGUGCAAAAUAAACAUCACAUUACACAAGUAAAGCAGACAGGAACUGAAAUGGUCAGAUCAUAUUCAUAGAUAUCAGCAGAGACAUCAGAUAUCUGAAGUUUACACUUCUCACACAAAAUGCACUUUCUGUUCUGUGUAGUAUGUGUCCAUAUUUAUAGACCUCAUGCAGUAUGUAAAACGCUUUGUUUUGUGUGUUGUGAGCAGUGUGGUUCAAUUGCUUUAGUAGACUUUUGAAAGUGCCAUGAUUUCUUGCAUAAAGAUUAGUACUUUAAUAUUCUUCAGUAGAACACUCCCCAUAGAAAGCUACUGUAAUCCUGCUGGAUUGACACCUGCCACCCACUGCCCUACUUUAACUUAUAUUCUUCGGUAUGUCGUCACAGAAUUGUAAGGUUCUAUCUGACAUUUUUGUCAUAAUUGAGUUAUUCACAUGUUCUUAUUCGGUGACAACUUAUUGACGUGAUGUUUCUAAGCUGUAAGAUGUGUACAUCUUGGGCCUUUUUUUAAGAAAACAAAAGGGUUCUAUCAACAGAAGACUAUGGAAUGGAAAAACUUUAAAGCUCAAAAUCUCAAAAGUGCUCAGAAUGCAGAUAGAACCUUAGAAUUCUAAGGCGACGAGUAAUUUUUUAUGUUAGUGGAAUAUAACUGUAUUAGUAUUAGUUGUACUGUGAAUUACUUUUUUGUCACUGUCAUGUGUUUCUCAACUAAGACUUUUAACUUUUUACCAUUAUGCUGAGAUCGUCAUAGCAUAGUAAAGUAGAGAGCCGGUAUCUCUGCAUUUAUGACUUCAUAUGAAGAAUCCUUCGGCAAUAUUUUUGCAUUUACCUAUUUUUGUUCUACUCUGAAUGUUUAACAAGUUUUAUCUUAACAAAUAAUUCAUAUAAUUUAAAUGCACCAAAUGUAAAACCAAAUUAGAGGCCAAAUGACAAGUGCUUAAGCUUGACUGAUAUUGUGGUGAAACUGCUGGGGUUUUUUUUAGGAAACAAUGAUGACAGAAAAGCAUGCAGCAUGUCCCAUUGUUUCUCUGGGAUAGAAAUAA